AUGAAGCGCAAGCGAUCGCAAGAACCAGCCGUAUCUAGUGCACGGAAGAAAAUGGAAACUCAAGACGAUGGCACAACAUCGUGUUUGCUUGUCCGUAUCCUCGAGCAAUACGGGCUACUGGAGAGCAUCGCUACGAAUCUGUUCCCGGAAGACCUGUUGUCUUUAGCACUAUCAUCAAAAGCGGCCUAUCAUACCAUUUUCCCUCGAGCCAGCAGCAUGGACAAUCUUCUAGGAAAGUUAAACUGUUCUGGUCGAGGGAUCCAAAUUCGGAACAACCGUCAUUCCAAAUCAAUGUUCUUCUACGCCUACGAGUGUACCGAGUACGUCGAAUGCGGAACGAAAGCUGAGAGACGCCAUGUCAGAUCACAGCCGUGUGUAAAAUGCAAAUUGGCGACCUGCGAUGAAUGCCGUAUCCACUGCGUGUACCAAAGCAUUUACGAAACUCCGAGCGAUUCCGACGAAUUGCCUAACUACAGUGGCUUCGUACUUCUUGAACCUCUGGAGGUUUCGAUACUUAGUCCUCAUCACCUCGCACUUGAAGACCACACCGCCCCCCAAUGGCAAAAUUCUUCAACCGGUUAUACGAGCCCCUAUCAUGAUCAAGGCUUUCUUGACGUCCCAUUAGAGGAUGCAUCUUUUGCCGACCCUGAAUCUCUCAGUGAGAUUCUUGACCUCAACCUGGGGAAGUGUUCGCUACAACAAGUAUCCACCUCCUCUUACCAUGGAGUUCCAUCGCCAGUCCUUCGCUCCUUUUGCCAUACGACUGAAGCACGCAAAAUCUCAUUGUGCAAGGUGUGUUUCUUUCUUAAAGCAUCGAAGGGUCCGGAUGUUCUUCAGCCUGGACGAAAGCUCUCUUGGCUUCGUCCAACUAACACGUCAACGGUCUCUGAAAUCAAACCCUGCCAAUGUACGUUGAGGGCGCACUUUCUGGAUCGUUGGACAUGCUUACCCUGCUUUAAGAGGGAAGAAGAAGAAAUUCGACAAUACAAGGCCUGCACACCCAAGAGACAGACAGGACUUUGCUUGUGUGGACUCGAUACUCACCAGAUGUUGUGUCUUUGGUGUUGGGGCAUCGUGAAGGAGCAAAGCAAUUGA
Molecule: messenger RNA, 1095 nt
Organism: Dothidotthia symphoricarpi CBS 119687
Lineage: Eukaryota; Fungi; Ascomycota; Dothideomycetes; Pleosporales; Dothidotthiaceae
Exons: 1
Coding region: 1-1095 (364 amino acids)
Source: RefSeq, a predicted model, not a curated record